Messenger RNA from Cyprinus carpio (common carp), 677 nucleotides. RefSeq names its product polyadenylate-binding protein 1A-like. Gene Ontology annotation, molecular function: RNA binding. The record is from RefSeq and is a predicted model, not a curated record. Gene Ontology annotation, cellular component: nucleus. Lineage: Eukaryota; Metazoa; Chordata; Actinopteri; Cypriniformes; Cyprinidae. Gene Ontology annotation, biological process: protein polyubiquitination; regulation of double-strand break repair; DNA damage response.
AAGUAACCAUGCAUUAGCAGCAAUGAUGUGGUUUUUACUCAUAACCGGUUGUGUUUCUCUCUCUUUGUUUGAUUGACAGGCUCAGAAUCGUGCUGAUUACUAUACCCCUGGUCAGAUUGCUCUGCUCCGCCAAUGUGUUCAACCUCAGUAUUUCCAGGCCAUGCCCAACACCGUCAGGCCCUCGGCGCCCCGUCCGCAUACCUUCGGCGCCAUGCGUCCCACCUUCCAGGUCCCACGGGUGAUGGCGCCCCAGCGCAUGGUGUCUCAGGCCAUGGGCCCUCAUCCCACCGCCACAGGUGCAGCCACAGGAGCAGCUCAGCCUGCUGUCCACGUUCAGGGUCAGGAGCCUCUGACGGCGUCCAUGUUGGCUGCCGUCCCUCCACAAGAACAGAAGCAGAUGUUGGGUGAACGUCUGUUCCCUCUCAUCCAGAACAUGCAUCCCAGUCUGGCUGGAAAGAUCACCGGGAUGCUGUUGGAGAUGGACAACUCUGAGCUGCUGCACAUGCUGGAGUCUCCGGAGUCCCUGAGGUCAAAGGUGGAUGAAGCAGUAGCAGUGCUGCAGGCUCAUCAGGCCAAAGUCCCCAGCACCACUGUGCCAGCCGUCUAACACAAGAAUGAUUCUCUUUGGCCCUGUCUUCACCAAGAAGGACACAGUAAAAAAAAAAAGAAAAAAAAAA